Molecule: messenger RNA, 1317 nt
Organism: Neurospora tetraspora
Lineage: Eukaryota; Fungi; Ascomycota; Sordariomycetes; Sordariales; Sordariaceae
Product: ankyrin repeat-containing domain protein
Exons: 3
Coding region: 241-984 (247 amino acids)
Molecular function (GO): protein binding
Source: RefSeq, a predicted model, not a curated record
CGCGAGGAUCAUAAGGCGCAGCUUCCACUUCAGUUUGUUUGGGCAAUUGCCCCGCCAUCCUCCGGCCACCAAACAUGCAUCAGUCCGCCAACACAAAACCACCAACCUCGCGCCAACCACCACCAUCCAUCCAUCUGCAAGUCGUCUGACGCCGCACCAGACCUACCAUGAGGGGGUUUUCCUCAAACAACACCUCGGUCCUCUAGAGAAUGGACGUGCCAAUACGCUCUUUACGCAAACAUGAUUGAUCCUUCGAUCCGCCUUCGGCGUGCAAUCCACGUGAACGACCACCUCCUCGUCAAGCGCAUCCUCCGCUCCCAUCCUUAUCUCCUCCACAACCCCGAUCAUUCCGUCUGCGGGGAUGCGAACUCGAACCUCCACCUAGCCGCUUCCCUCGGCCAUCUCUCCAUCUGCAAGAUCCUCGUCGAGCUUGGCCACGAAGAGGGCACCCCCGCACUGAACGAUGACCACCAAACCGCGCUCAUGUUAGCCGCCUCGGCCGGUCAUACCGAAGUUGUCCUUUUCCUGUGCGAAAACGACCCGCAGUCCAUCUUGCGUCAGGAUAUUCGCGGCCGCGAUGCCGUCAUGGAGGCUAGUCUGAACGGCCACGAUACCGUUGUGCAAAUCCUGCUCACCUGGGCUCCCGGCGGAGCUCCCGCUGCGCUGGCGCAAGCAGACUUGGAUGGAAACACGGCGCUGCACUUUGCUAGCGGCAAUGGGAAUCUGCUGGUACUGAGGACGCUCUUGGCCGCUGGGGCGGAUCCGGGCAGGAGGAACGUCUGGAGCUGGACGCCUGGCGAGUAUAGCGCUACUGUGCAGGCAGAGGUCUAUUUGAAGGGAUUGGUGAAUGAGGUGCACAAGAGAAAGAUUGCGAAACGAGAGGCAGAGGAAACCCAGUCGGCACCACCACCGCUUUCCAAGAAGGAUAAGGUGAAGGGAGCAUUUGUGAGAUUGGUCGGGAGAGACGUGGAUGUGGGCGAUUGACGCUAACCAUGUCUCCAUGUCUGGUCGUACCGAGUGAUGGAUGGUCCGCCAGAUUCGAGAGAGUUGGGACAAGAUGGGGCAUGCCACCACAUGGGGCAUGCCGUAGGAGAGCGCAUAUCUGUGUCACCAACAUUGAUGGGGAACAAGCGAGUUGGAGCAGUUUUAGAUCAAAGAGCGAGGACCUUUGGUCUUCACACCGCUCACAGGCUACAGGAUGACAACAGAAGAGAUACGUGGAAACGGGUGAAGGCAUUGGUACUACCAACCGUCACCAAUGCUCCCUCAUCUGGUUGAGGAAUGCAUGAUCAAUGAUUCACACUCCGAACGCAUCUG